AAGCAGUGAAGCACCGGGUCUCUGUCCACCUCACUCCAGCAAUGGAUAUAAAUAACCCUACCUAAUUCUCCUCUACAUUAAUUUUAGGGUCACUGAGCAAAGCAAACACUAAUUUCUCACUCGCUCUCUCUCCAAUGGCUUCUUUCUCUCCCCUCCUCCUCCUCCUCCUGAUCUCCCUCUCGGCUCUGCUAAUCUUACCCUCUCAGUCAGCCGACUGCCCCUCCGCCAAGUUCAAGAACAACAAGUCCUUCAGCAACUGCACCGCCCUCUCCUCCCUCAGCUCCUACCUCCACUAUACCUACAACGCCUCCAACUCCUCCCUCGCCGUCGCCUUCAUCGCCAAACCUCCCAAGUCCGGCGGCUGGAUCGCCUGGGCCAUCAACCCCAACGGCACCAAAAUGCCCGGCGCUCAAGCCAUAGUCGCCUACACCAAAGAAGACGGCACCCCCAUGAUCAAAACCCUCGACAUCAAAUCCUACAGCGAACUGAAUCCCGGAAAGCUCGCCUUCGACGUCUGGGACACCAGCGCCGAGCUCACCGCCGACGGAAACUUAACGCUCUUCGCCACCGUCAAGGUUCCGGAGAAGGCAGAGACGCUGAACCAGGUCUGGCAGGUGGGCCCUGGAGUCAACCAGUCCAACGGCUUUAUCAUGAAGCACGAAAUGGGCAAGGAAAAUCUCGCCGCGUACGGUCUCUUGAGAUUGGCCGGCACCGGCAGUACCAACACCACAAACACCACUAGUGGCGGCGCGGCUAGUCCCACGAGUGCUAAGAGUGGAGCGCCCUUGAGGAUUCGUGAAGGAGGACACGUGGGUUUGUUCUCUAUUUUGCUCUUGGUCCUUGGGACUCUUCUUGUUUUCUAGAUUUGGACCUUUCUUGUUCUUUUUUUUUUUUUUUUAAUUUGGGGUCGGAGAUUUUCUUUGUAUUCCCAGAAUAAUAUUAGUUAUUAGUCCCAUUUGCUUGUUAUUAUUUAUAGAUCAUUGUCAUUGAUAAUACGGUUCUAGCUAGCUUUCUUAAUAGUUAUUUGCUGAUCAAAAUGUGAUACGAUCUGUGAGAAUGGUUUCUCUCAAAAAAAAAAGAUCUGUGAGAAUGGAUAAUUAAAUAAUUUUUGAACUACCAUAUGGUUUAUAUUCA
Messenger RNA from Rosa rugosa (rugosa rose), 1134 nucleotides. Its product is annotated as auxin-induced in root cultures protein 12. The transcript has a single exon. The record is from RefSeq and is a predicted model, not a curated record. NCBI's taxonomy places the organism in Eukaryota, Viridiplantae, Streptophyta, Magnoliopsida, Rosales, Rosaceae. Bases 135 to 863 code for a protein of 242 amino acids.